Acanthosepion pharaonis is the source of this 843-nucleotide messenger RNA. The record is from the annotation of a GenBank genome assembly. Lineage: Eukaryota; Metazoa; Mollusca; Cephalopoda; Sepiida; Sepiidae.
AUGUAUCUAUCACCUAUCUAUCUUUUUCUAUCACCACAACUAUUCUAUUCAUAUCUAUCUAUCUAUCUAUCUAUCUAUCUAUCUAUAUCUAUCUAUCUAUCUACUAAUAUGAAUUUCUUUUCAUCUAUCUCAUAUCUAUGUUCUUUAUCUAUCUACCACAAUCUAUAUCAUAUUCAUCUAUCUAUUCAUAUCUAUCUAUCCAUCUAUCUAUCUAUCUAUCUAUCUAUCUAUCUAUCUAUUAAUAAUGAAUUGUUCUGUCUUUUCAUAUCUAUCUACAUAUCUAUCUUUCUUUCUAUUCUAUCUAUCUAUCCACAUUCUAUCUCUAUCAUCUAUUUCACUAAUAUGAAUUGUUCUGGUAUCUAUCUAUCUAUCAUCUGUUUCAUAUCAUCUAUCUAUCUUUCUAUCUAUCAAUCUAUUAUCUAUCUAUCUAUUCAUCUAUCUACUAAUAUGAAUUGUUCUAGUAAUUUAUUUUCUAUCUAUCUCAGUCUUUUCAUAUCUAUCUACAUAUCUAUCUUUCUUUCUAUCUACCACAAGCUAUUCAUAUCUAUCUAUCUAUCUAUCUAUCUAUCUAUCUAUCUAUCUACUAAUAUGAAUUUCUUUUCAUAUCUAUCUACAUAUCUAUCUUUCUUUCUAUCUACCACAAUCUAUUCAUAUCUAUCUAUCUAUCUAUCUAUCUAUCUAUCUAUCUAUCUAUCUAUCUAUCUAUCUACUAAUAUGAAUUGUUCUGGUAAUUUAUCUGUCUGUCUAUCUCAGUCUGUUUAUAUGUAUCUAUCUACCUAUCUUUCUUUCUAUCUACCACAAUCUAUUCAUAUCUAUCUAUCUAUCUAUCUAUCUAUCUACUAA